Molecule: messenger RNA, 166 nt
Organism: Closterium sp. Yama58-4
Lineage: Eukaryota; Viridiplantae; Streptophyta; Zygnematophyceae; Desmidiales; Closteriaceae
Source: the annotation of a GenBank genome assembly
GUGUGGCAACAUGAACUGGGCCAAGCGCGCCAAGUGCAACAUCUGCAACACCAGCCGCCCUGGGACCAGCGAAGGGGGCGCCAGGGAGGGCCGUGGCGGCGGGUACAAAGAGCUGGAUGAGGCUGAGCUGGAGGAGACGAGGAAGCGACGCAAGGAGGCCGAGGAG